Dentiscutata heterogama is the source of this 2003-nucleotide messenger RNA. The record is from the annotation of a GenBank genome assembly. Lineage: Eukaryota; Fungi; Glomeromycota; Glomeromycetes; Diversisporales; Gigasporaceae.
CUUAUGGGAUAACCGUAGUUCUUCAGAAUGAUCGUUUAGCGCAUCGUCUUCCAUUACGCAAGUCACGACAGUGUGAGCCACAACUCGAGAGCUUAUGGGAUAACCGUAGUUCCUCAGAACACUCAGUAGUCAUACUGUCUUCCGUGAGAGAAUCUGGUCACAAACGGAUAAAAGAAAAAAAUUUAGCACAGUUAGCGAAAGAAACAAAGUUAUCUUAUACUAUACUAGUGCAAGCAACGGUUGAUAGGCAAAAUAAGUAUCAAAUGUGUGACAGAAAAAACACGUAUAAAUUAUUACCAACUAAACGUGACAUGUACACAAGCGAAAGACCUACACCGAUCACAUUUUUUGAAAAGUUCGACUUCUCCUCGAAGAAGAAAGGUGUCUCAAAUUGGUACUCCGCUCUCAGUGAGAGCCUCAAAAUUUAUAAGAAUGAUCCCAAACUUACUGAAAUUAAGCAAAAUUACGAAAAAGGUUAUUAUAAGCAAAGCAUCAAUGAUUAUUUUCGACAAUCGGAACGUGCUCGUACUCUUGAGGAAGAGAAGACCUCUAUUGAUAAGACCUUAACCAAUAAAACUGGCAAUGCGAUUCGAAAAUGUAUACAUGAUCUCCUUCCAGAAGAAACUGGUGAUCAAAAAUUCUCGAAGAAACCUUGUCUAAGGGAGUCGAAUCAGAACAUAAAUCAAGAAAAUAAUGAUUUUUGCCUGGCUUCAUCCGAUCCUGAUUUGGAAUAUUUCAACGCUCAGGAGUUAUUAGAUAAAAAAGAACGACACAAAUUGUGCUAUUCGUGGGAGAACGUCAUUAAUCAGAUUGAUUUUAGGGCUGUCUCUAAAGACGAUAGUUAUAAUCUCUCUUCAGAAUUCCGAAAUUUUCAGAAGUCGACAAUUGAACAAGUCAAAAAAAAUCCGAUCUUAUGCUAUAAAAAAGAUAUCGAAAAAAUUCUAUCUCUUUCAAACAUAAUACUCAUCGAGAAUAUAAAGCCAUCAUUUCUUAACUUCUCACAAACUAUUUGGGAUCAAAUCUGUCGAAGGAAAUCACCUUCAAGUUUACCAUCAGUAGCAAAUAACUUGGCUCUUGAAUAUUCUUCUAUGAUAAAUUCUUUUACACCAUUAAAUGAUAUUCAAGAUGCAUGGUGUAAUAACUUUUCCAAGAUUACGGGAUUGACGGAUCGAGAUAAAGACAAAUUUUGUCAAACUCAAAUUAUUUUCCGAAAUUUUUCAAAAAAUGUGAAUACCAAUAACGAGGACACCUUUGUACAUGAAACGUUGCAUGACCUACUUAAAGAGAUUUUCCGUGAUUCAACUUUCGAGUUAAUUUGCGAAAGUCUUGUUUCCAAAAAUCGACGCUCCAACAGUUCGGACAAGGAAAAUUACAGAGGUGAAAAGCCUGACUUUAAAGUUGUAACCAAUACAAAAGAAGAAAUUCUUUUUGGCGAGGUUAAGACAAAAGAUUCGCGUUCUUUAUUGAUUAAUAAAGAUCUCAUAAAAUUGUCCAAUUUCCAAUCGGGUGCCUUAGACGAGUUAAUUAAAAAAUAUGCCAACAAGAUUGGUUUAGCUUCAUUUGGUAUAUGGGUCAGUGGUCCACGUAUUCGGAUCUACGAAAUGGAUCUAAACUACGAUGGGAUGUAUAGAAUGUUUUUGAUGGCGAAUGUUGUGACCCCAAUGGAACGGGCACAAUUUUUAAGUCUGAUACCAGUAUUAGAAGCAUUGUAUAAUAUUAAAGAUCGUAUUUCUGAAGUAUUAGAGGUAAUCGUUUCCGACACCCCAGCUAGUUCACCACGUUCUACUUACGUCAGAAUGCCCACCCCUCCACCAAAAUUAGAGCCAUCUCCUAUAAAAGAUAUUUCACCACUUAUCAAGAGCCAUUCUGAUGAGGAGAAAGGUAUUACUUCCAAUCCCUUGCCUGAAAUAGAACAUAUCUCAUCCCAGGCCCAAAGGGGCAAAUCUUUAGAUUCAUCUGAAUCUUCAAUGGAACCUGAAACAUCUACAACCUCUUUACCAUAA